UGGCCACCGUGUCCCGCUGACCGUCACUCUCAUCUGUGUGUUCAGCAACAGUCGCGCCUACUCGCGCUGGCCUCCAUGGCGACCAACUAGAAAGGUAUUUUGUCACGUCGACCAGCCGGUUAGCUCCAGUGAGCGAGCUAACGGGCGUUCUAUGAGAUGGGAUGAUGUAGCGAAUAACUCUUUUGGACGAACCGCGCAGUACCUUAGCAUGCUAAGCUAAAGUGGAGCCGCACACAUUGGCCAGGACAAACUAGCCAGCAACUAGAGCGAGCUAACGGCUGUGAGCUAACGCAGGCUAGCAUUCACCUGCAGGCUGUUCUUGCUAACUAACUGACGCAGCCAUCGCUAGCUAACAUGAUGGAAAGUGUGAAGGGAAACGAGCCCGGAGCGCUUUCAACUUCAUCAACGCCACAGGGGGUUCUUGAUUCUGGCAGCGACAGUAAUCUCGCUAAACUGAGUGGAUUAACACCGCUGUCUGCGGGGAAGAGAACCUCAAUCGGGGAGGAUGACGGCGGCGGCGCAGAGGCGAAACUCUUCGGGAAGGGACUCGCAGCCACCUCCCUUCUUCAGAUUGCGAUAAGGAACGGGAUUUAUCAAAACCAAGUUGCCAACGCUAUCGGCGGUACGGCCAAAAAUAUAAACAUGCCCGCCGUCAAAACAGCCAACAUUUACAGUCUGACAUCAGUUAACAGCACCAGUUCAGUCAACUCUUUGCUGAGCAGGAGGCAGCAGAGACACAAGCGGAAUCUGUCGCUCGGGGCUCCGCCGACCAGCAGCUCGCCCGGCGUGUCCUCCGUCGAGGCGGCCAGCCCCGCUCCCUCUGCCUCGCCUUUGAGCACCCUCAGCCUGGAUAGGAGGACUUUUCUCCGGCAGAAGCAGUCAAAGCAGCUUCAGGCCUCGGAUAAAACAUGGGUGAGAUCGGACCUCCGGCGGGGCUGCAUACACGUCCACGACUGGCUCACGCCCUCCUACCCGCGGCCGGUGCUGUGCACAAUGGAAACAACAGCUCAAGAGAUAGCCAGUAAGCUGGAGGGGAGCAAAGCUGGGGCUGUGUUGAGAAUUAACUACAAAACUACAACUGCAGUUGAUUUAAAAGAUAACUGUAAAGAUACUAAUGGACAGACUGAUGGAACUGAAAGCCUCAGUGACAGUGUGGAUAUCAAAAACACUAAAUCAGAGGAGACUGAGCUCUCAAAACAGUUUGAUCACGAUGCUAAACUGUCCUCUAACUUGUUGGAUGAUAAAACAGCCAGUAACUCUUCAUCUGAGGUCUAUCUGAAUGAGAUCGGGGUGGAUCUGAGCCUGAGUGUGGCAGACUGCUAUGGAGUCUACUCUGGAUCAGAUAUGGAGAGCAGCACCUGUGAGGACUUCAGUCCAGGUGGACUGAGGAGCACAGAGCACCGGAACUCUCUAAGUGAUGGGCUAGGUUUAGGCACAGAUUCCUCAAUGCUGAGUCCAAAUUGUGACAGCGCCACAGAGGGACCUGACCCAUUUGAGAGCUCCUCAGAUGAAGUGGACCUCACCUCUUCUCCAACACAUUCAGCAGGAAACUCUGCUGCAGACCUGCCUGCCACGGACCCCAGCAGCACCUCCAGCCAAGUCACCGCCACGUUAAAUGACACUGAGGCCGAAGCUGGUGAUAACGCAGAUACCCCCAAAUUAAUCAGACCUCCCUCUAAAUGCCCCAGCAGCUCACAGACUCGGCCCCUGACCAGCCAAGCAUCUGCCCAGCCUGACCCGGAGAUCCCUGUGGGGAGCAAAGCAUGGCCAGAGCCCAUCAAUACUUGUCCGACCCCAGCUCUCUUCAUCCAGCUGCAUGGUGGAGCUGUGCGACGGCUGGGAGAUGAUGAGAGGCCUCUGCAGAUAUUAAAUGAAUACCUCAGUAAUCUGGGGUUUGAAGACCCAUGGAGGGUGCAGGGAGAGGGGAUGAAUCCAGAAAUUGGCUGCCUGAUACGCUUCUACUAUGGUAAGCCUCGCAGUGUGGGCGGUUCUGAGCGUGUGCAGCUUUCUGGGGUGUUCAACGUGAGGAAAGGGAAGCUGGCGCUGCCGGUGAACCGCUGGUCAAAGCGUCAGGUCACACUGAGUGGAACCUGCCUCAUUGUGUCGUCUGUGAAACACGCCCACACCGGCAAGAUGCAUAUCCUCCCUCUGAUCGGGGGAAAGGUGGAGGAGGUGAGGAGACACAACCACUGUCUGGCUUUCAGCUCAGCUGGUGCUCAGAGUCAGACGUACUAUAUCAGCUACGACUCUUACACUGAGCAUCUCCGCUGGCACAGGACAGCCUCAAAGAUUGCGUCCCAGAGGGUGAACUCAGUCGACCUGUCCUGCUGCAGCCUGGAGGAGCUGCCAUCUCAGCUCUUUUACAGCCAUGACCUCACACACCUCAAUCUCAAAAACAACUUCAUUUCCCUGCACAAAGGUGUUCCAGCACUGACCAGGUUUUGUAAACUGAGAAGCCUCAGUCUGUCAAAUAACACUCUGUCAGAGUUUCCUCUGGCCUUGUGUGACAUCUCCUCGCUAACGGAGUUAAACCUGUCUGGAAACCGUCUCUCGUCACUGCCUGCAGACGUAGGAACCAUGCACAACCUGCAGACGCUUCUCUUGGAUGGUAACUUCCUGAAUUCACUUCCUGUAGAACUGGGCUCUCUGGAGGGCCUGACCUACCUCGGCUUGUCCUUCAACUCUUUCAGCUGCGUCCCUCCCGUCCUAGAGAAGCUGCGGGGCAUGGAGAGACUCUGUCUGGCAGGGAACCAGCUCUCUGUCCUGGAUAUAGCUGGACUGCAGUGGCUGCCUGCUCGCCACAUAGAUCUCAGACUAAACCGGCUUCAAAAGGUGACAGUUGGACACUCAGAUCAGCUGGUCCACAUCGUCCAGCUCGACCUGAGAGACACUGGUUUACAGGAGCUGGAUAUCAUGCCUCUCUGCAGGCUGGAGCUCCUCCGCUGUGACAGAAACACUCUCUCCAACCUCAGAGUCAGUGGCCACGCCCUCAAGAGCCUGCACGCUGCACACAAUGAGCUGAAGCUGCUGGAAGUGCAGCCGGUGCCAGAGAAUCUGACUGUUCUGGAUUUGUCCUGGAACAAGCUGGGAUUUGUCCCCGAGUGGGUAUCUGAGAGCAGCAAACUGGAGGUGUUGGACAUCAACCAUAAUGCUAUUACAGAGCUGCCCGUAUGGUUGAUGUCCAGUGGGAGCCUGAGAAAACUGCUGGCAGGCUGGAACGAGGUGUGUCAGCUGGCUGAGAGGCUGGAGAGAUCCCAGCUGGAGGUCCUGGACCUCCAGCACAACCAUCUGACUGAGCUACCACACAACCUGUUCAUUAAAGCACAGAGCUUGCGAUACCUAAAUGUGUCAGCCAAUAAGCUGGAGAACCUCCCUGCAGCCAGCCUAUCAGAGGACAGCUUCAGCAGCCUGGAGGAGCUUUAUGUGACCAAUAACAACCUGACAGACAAGUGUGUGCCUCUGCUGACUGGACACAAACACCUCAGGGUGCUUCACCUUGCCUACAACCAGCUGCAGACCUUCACUGCCAGUAAACUGGCACGGCUGGAGCAGCUGGAGGAGCUGGACCUGAGCGGCAACAGGCUGAGGGCGGUGCCCACCACCAUCCUCAGCUGCCAGCGUCUGCACACUCUCUCCGCCCACUCCAACUGCAUCAACGCAUUCCCAGAGGUUCUCCAGCUGCCGGAGAUCAAGUGUGUUGACUUGAGCUGCAAUGAGCUGACUGAAGUGACUCUGCCAGAGACGCUUCCUCCCAAGCUUCAGGAGCUCGAUCUCACAGGAAACCCCCGUCGCAACCUGGACCACAAGAGCCUGGAGCUCCUCAAUAACAUCAAAUGUUUCAGGGUGGAUCCAUCACCUUCAGCUCCAUGUGUGAAUGAGCGCCACGGUGCCCCGGCUGUCUGGAGCCACGGCUACACAGAGGCCUCUGGAGUCAAAAACAAGCUGUGUGUGGCUGCUCUGGCCCUCGACAGCUUCUGCGGGAUCCGCGAAGCUUUGUAUGGCGUUUUUGACGGAGACAGGAACGUUGAGGUGCCUUACCUGCUGCAGUGCACCAUGGGAGACGUGCUGGCAGAGGAGCUUCACCGGGGCCAGAGGCAGGAAGAUUAUAUGACCAACACUUUCCUCACCAUGCAAAGGAAACUUGGCACAGCAGGCCAGAGGAUGGGCGGCUCUGCAGCGUUAUGUCAUAUCAGACACGACCCGGUGGCUGUUGGUGAGCACGGCGGCUGCUUCACUCUGAAGGCUGCCAACGUUGGCAGGUGCCAGGCGGUUUUGUGCCGUGAUGGGAAAGCUAUGCAACUCUCCACCACACACACCGUCAAAGAGGAGGCAGAGUAUCAGAGGGUCCGACAACACAACGCAAUCAUCACAGAGGAUAACAAAGUCAGCGGUGUGACUGACUCCACCAGAAUUAUGGGAUACUCCUUCCUGUGUCCGUCUGUGACCCCCAGGCCCCACAUCUCUACGGUGACCCUCACCCCUCAGGACGAGUUCUUCCUCCUGGGCAGCCGGGGCUUGUGGGACUUGUUGUCUCCCAACGAGGCAGUGGAGGCAGUCAGGAACGUUCCAGACGCUCUGGCUGCUGCGAAGAAGCUGGUGACAUUGGCUCAGAGCUAUGGCUGCUCUGACAGCCUCAGCGCCGUAGUCGUACAGCUCAGUAUCACAGAAGACUGCUGCUGUUUUUGCGAGCCACCACCUCCACCGCCCAGCCCUGGCCUAGGUGCACAUAACAGCACACACCCCUAUUCAGCAGGUGGUGAUGGCGGCAUACCGCUCCCGCCGGCCUCUUCUGGAACAGUGAGCGAGCUGAGCAGCGAGUUUAGCACAUCUGAGAUGAGCAGCGAGGUGGGAUCCACGGCGUCCUCAGAGGAGCCGCCGCCACAGACCGAACCACUGACGUCCCACCUGAACCUUCCGGGCCGAGUUGGCCUGCGGAGACCCGUCUGUGGAGGCGGAAGCUUCCAGAGACAGUUCUCCGGAGCUUUGUCUGAUAACGGUGUAGACAGCGAGGACGAGGAGCCCAUUGCAGGUGUCUUCUCUAAUGGCAGUCGGGUGGAGGUGGAGGCUGAUGUCCACUGUCUGCAUCGCCACGAUUGCCCAGCACCCCAAACACAUGGUCACUCUCAAUCAAGCACAAACAUCCCUCCUGCUGUCAUCUCGCAUCAUGAGCCAGCACCUCUUCCCUUCUCUUCCCCGUCUCCUUCCCCCAUCCCUCCCUCCUCUCCCUGCCUCAGCAGGGAGCCUCAGUCAGGGACUCUGGGCCGCAGGGCUCGAGCUAAUGGCUCUGUGGCCUGCCAAGGCAAGAACCAGGACCUCAUAGAGGAGGCGGCCGAUGCUCCCGUCAGGAAGCAGGGGGGCUACUUCAAUGCCCCUGCCCAGCCGGACCCUGACGACCAGCUCAUCAUCCCGCCAGAGCUGGAGGAGGAAGUCCGACAGAUCAUUCAGCAGCAGCAGCAGCAGGAGCAGAUCCAAACGCACAACCAGCAAACACACAGCUACCAGAAACCUGCAGACUACUUUGUCACACCCCUCUAACUUCUGCCCCCCAUAACAACAUCCAGGAUUUCAGUUUCAGGGAUGGAGAACUCUGGAACCAGGUCUGCUGCUCUUGAUGCUCUGAACUGCAUUAAAUAGUUUGCUCCCUCCAAAAGAUUCUGAUGCUUGUGGACCAGAGAGACAGUUCUUCGUUUUUUACUUUAUUUUCUACGGUCAACUCUAUGCCCCUUGAAACGCAAUGCAAUUUUUAUAACACUUUAUGUUGAUUAAAUCUUCAUGUUAUUGAUUUUUAUCAUAUCUUUAAUUUGAAGAAGCACUUUGACUGCUUUUUAUUAGACCUUACAGAUUAAUUUAAUGUUAAAUGGUACGUGGAGAUAUGGACCAUUCAGUUUUUGUGUUGUAGCAGACGUUUCCCCCGUUUGUCACGGCUCAUGGCCUUACAGCUGUCGGAGUUAGUAAAACUGUUAAACUAACUCCUAGGAGUUUAAUACUUUAAAGUGACCUAGUCACUAAAGCAUACUAAUAUUCUCUGAGAGAAAAGAUGAUUAUUUCAGGAGGCUGAUAUUCCAGGUUUGUGUUCUCGGGGGUGUGCAGAGUUCAGGGUGGUGCUGCAGUGGUGAAUAAAUGCUGAUCCUACAGUUGUUACCAGCUCAAUGAAUGUUCUCAGAACAGUGUUACAGACUUCAUGACAACAGCAAAUCGCACAAGAGAGCUACCUUUUUCUAAAUAAUAAAUGAAAGUUUUCAGAUAACCGCAA
Acanthopagrus latus (yellowfin seabream) is the source of this 6253-nucleotide messenger RNA. Its product is annotated as PH domain leucine-rich repeat protein phosphatase 1-like. The record is from RefSeq and is a predicted model, not a curated record. Lineage: Eukaryota; Metazoa; Chordata; Actinopteri; Spariformes; Sparidae. The transcript has 17 exons. Gene Ontology annotation, molecular function: protein binding. The coding region runs from base 355 to 5535 and encodes 1726 amino acids.